AUGGCGAACUCCGCAAACCGCCCCAAUACCCGUGAUUCGAACCGAUCCUCCGCACAACAUGUCUUGGGAAUCCCUCGGCCUCCCUCUGUGGGAGGGAUCUCAUCCCGAGUCACAGAUGUUGCCUCUGAAGAUGGGGAGAAUGCUCCGUCCUAUACAUCGCCACCACCCUCGCUCCAACCGCGUACCUCUGUCUCUAGACGUGCUCCGCCCCCUACCCGCAACUCGAUAGCUUCGUCAAGCCAAAGACCCGGGAGCUCGGGGAGCCGACUGAGUAGGACGCACAUUCCGUCCUUAACAGCUCAGGCGUUUUUCCGGCCGAUGAGCUCGCAGCGCCUGCAGGCACACCGGGGAGGACGACCAAUGACUAAGGGGACGGUAUCUUCGACUGAUGAUUGGAAUGACCAAACGAGCCAAAAUCGGCAGAGUUUAAUCUCGAACAGUACGAUUCCACAAGGAUCGGUCCCUCAUGUCGAGAUGGAAGUCCCACCAUCACGGGGCACAGAGUUCACAGAUCCCAUCAUACCCGAUCGAAACACAUCCAAUGCCAGCCCAACAGGAAAUACUACAGUUCGGAGUCUGGGGGAAAGUGUCAGGCUCCUCCGGGAUCGAGAUCAACAGGAUAAGCCUCGCCCUGGUCAUUUGAAUCUCGGUGCGAACUAUACUGGACAUCAUACCCAAGAUUUGCCGCCAAAGUCACCGUUGUCUUUCUUGUCUUUGCAGAACAAGGGCUCCUCACAUAACAACCAUCAUAGCAAUCAUGAUGUCCGAGGUCAUGAGCGACUUUCAUCUGCUGGCUCGUCUCCGGGCCCAAUGGAUGUGAAGAAGGAGUUGCCAAGGGCUAAUCUGGGCAAGAACUGGGAGUACUUCGUUGGUAAUACUCUAUUCUGUUUCGGUGGCCGAUUCCUCAACUCGAGGGACAAGCCUAUCAACAUUGCAACAGGCUUCCUGGUGGUUGUUCCAUCGGCUUUGUUCUUUGCAUUCUCUGCUCCUUGGCUAUGGCAAAAUGUCUCCCCAGCCAUUCCCAUUCUAUUCGCCUAUGUCUUCUAUAUUUGCUUCUCCUCCUUUGUGCAUGCCUCUGUGGUCGAUCCUGGUAUUAUGCCUCGAAAUGUCCACCCGAUGCCUCCUAUGGAUUCCUCCAACGAUCCGUUGUCCGUUGGCCCGCCCACGAAUGACUGGGUCAUGGUCAAACUCGCCACGUCCGAUGUUGCUGCCAUGGACGUACCUGUCAAGUACUGCAAGACCUGUGCCAUCUGGCGGCCUCCUCGCUGCUACCACUGUCGUGUCUGCGACAAUUGUGUCGAGACACUUGACCACCACUGUGUCUGGCUGAACAACUGCGUAGGCCGGCGCAACUAUCGCUACUUCUUUGCCUUUGUGAGCUCGUGUACGAUUCUCUCCCUAUUUUUGAUUAGUGCCAGUCUCGCGCACAUUCUACUUUAUAUGGAUCGCGAAGGGAUUUCGUUUGGUGCCUCCAUCUCCAAGUGGCGCGUACCGUGGGCCAUGGUGAUCUACGGCAUCAUUGCGGUGCCAUACCCGACCUCCUUGUGGGCGUACCACCUGUUCCUGGUUGGCCGUGGCGAGACCACGAGAGAGUAUCUCAACUCCCACAAGUUCCAAAAGCAGGACCGUCACCGGCCAUUCACCCAAGGCAGUGUCCUGACCAACUGGAUCGCUGUUCUGGGUCGACCUCGCCCACCUACCUACAUGCAAUUCAAGCGUCCCUACGAAGAAGGAGACCAGCGCUACGCCAUGCAAAAGCGCAAGUAUCUCCCUCGCGAUGUCGAGUCUCAGACGGGAAUUGAGAUGCAAAAUGUCGGCCCUCAUCGGCAGGACUAA
This is a messenger RNA of Penicillium subrubescens, 1836 nucleotides long. It is a transcript of the gene erf2, whose product is annotated as palmitoyltransferase ERF2. Gene Ontology annotation, cellular component: Golgi apparatus; endoplasmic reticulum. Gene Ontology annotation, biological process: protein targeting to membrane; peptidyl-L-cysteine S-palmitoylation. Bases 1 to 1836 code for a protein of 611 amino acids. Gene Ontology annotation, molecular function: protein-cysteine S-palmitoyltransferase activity. Lineage: Eukaryota; Fungi; Ascomycota; Eurotiomycetes; Eurotiales; Aspergillaceae. The record is from RefSeq and is a predicted model, not a curated record. The transcript has a single exon.